AUGGCCAACUUUCAGUCCUCAAUCAUGCUAUUUCUAGCCCAUUUCAUCCUAUUACUGGGUCUACCGACUGCCCUGGUGGGCGCGGUCCCAAUGAACCCAAUGGCCAACAGCCUGGAGGUUUCCAAACGGGCUAGCUCAAGCUACUGGAUGGCCAACAUUAAGCGCCAGGGUGUGGCGCCUUUCAACAGCGAUUCAGACUACAAGGUUUUCCGCAAUGUCAAGGAUUUCGGCGCUAAGGGUGAUGGCUCCACGGAUGAUACCGCUGCUAUCAACAAGGCCAUUUCCUCCGGUGACCGCUGUGGCAAGGGUUGCGACUCAUCUACCACUACUCCAGCCCUCGUCUACUUCCCGCCUGGUACCUAUGUGGUGUCCAAGCCUAUCGUCCAGUACUACUACACCCAGAUCGUCGGCGAUGCCACGGAUUUGCCCGUUAUUAAGGCCGCCGCCGCCUUUUCUGGCAUGGCUGUUAUCGACGCUGACCCCUACGAGGACGAUGGUGCAAACUGGUUCACGAACCAGAACAACUUCUUCCGUGGAAUUCGUAAUCUUGUCAUCGACCUGACUGCCAUGCCCAAGGGCUCCGGUGCUGGUAUUCAUUGGCAGGUGGGCCAGGCAACCAGCUUGCAGAACAUUCGAUUUGAGAUGGUCAAGGGCGGUGGCUCUGCUAACAAGCAGGAGGGUAUUUUCAUGGAUAAUGGCUCUGGUGGCUUCAUGUCCGACUUGACCUUCAACGGUGGUAACUACGGCAUGUUUCUGGGCAACCAGCAGUUCACUACUCGCAACCUGACUUUCAACGACUGCAACACCGCUAUUUUCAUGAACUGGAACUGGGCAUGGACCUUCAAGUCGGUCAACAUCAACAAUUGCGAGGUUGGUCUGAACAUGUCCACUUCGCCGUCUAACCAGACUGUUGGAUCUGUCAUGAUGCUCGACAGCAAGCUUACCAACACCCCUACUGGUAUCGUUACUGCCUGGACCAAGAAGAGUAUCCCCGUCGGUGGUGGCACUUUGGUCCUGGACAACGUCGACUUCUCUGGCUCCAAAGUUGCCGUUUCUGGUAUUGACGGUAACACCAUCUUGACGGGUGGUUCCGUUGUCGCCAACUGGGUCCAGGGUAACACCUACACCCCAAGCUCCGGGCUCAGCAAGCGUGCCGUUCAGGCCGAUGAGGACGCUGCAGUUGUUACUGUUACCCAGACCGUCAUGCAGACUGUUGAGGCCUGUCCGGCGUCUUAUACUUCUGCCACCCUCGCUAGCAACAACGCUGGAGGUGGUGUGGAGACUACUGCGCAAGCCACUCCUGUCUUGCUCACCGGCUCUGAACAAGGCGAACGUACCAUCGCGUUGUCGGGUACCGGUGCCUCUGAGAGUACCCCUACUGUUGAAGCGACCCUCAAGCCUACUGUCACCAAGGAACUCACAGUGGUGCCCUCCGGUGAAAGCACCUUUGUUGCCACGGGUACUGCGGAGAACACUGUCGUUGCCUCUGGCGCUGGCAAGAAUACUGCUGCUCUCACUGCCGAAAACACUGUCGCUACCACUGGCGCUGGCAAGAACACCGCCACUGCUGAGAAUUCCGUCGUUGCUACUGGCACCUCAAUUGCUCAAAGCUCUCACGCCGCUAACUCGGGCUCUGGAUCGAGUGGCAGCACUGGCACCUGUGGUGCUAACCAGGCUGUCGAGUCCGCUCGCACCCAGGCUACUAUGAAGACCGCCUCCAAGCCAGCGGAUCUCCUAGUCGAUGGUGCCGUCUUCGAAAAGUCCAAGCCUCUGUACGAGAGCCUCCCUGCCUCUUCCUUCAUCAGUAUCAAGUCUGCUGGCGCCAAGGGUGACGGUUCCACCGAUGAUACCAAGAUCAUUCAGAAGGUUCUGAACAGUGCCACCUCUGACCAGGUCGUGUACUUCGACCAUGGUGCCUACAUCAUCACCGACACCCUCAAGAUCCCCAAGGACAUCAGGAUUACUGGUGAAAUUUGGCCCAUGAUCAUGGCUCACGGCAGCAAGUUUGCUGAUGAGGAAAACCCAAUCCCCGCUAUUCAAGUCGGCCAGAAGGGCGAGACCGGCUCCGUCGAGAUCAGUGACCUUGUUAUCAUGACCAAGGGUGCUGCCCCCGGUGCCAUCCUUAUGGAGUGGAACGUUGCCGCUACCACUCAGGGCUCGGCCGGCAUGUGGGAUGUUCACUUCCGUAUUGGUGGUGCUGCUGGAUCUGGUAUGCAGAGCAACACCUGCCCUAAGACUCCCAAGGUCACAACCACUCCCAAGCCUGAGUGCAUGGCCGCCUUCAUGCUCCUUCACGUCACCGAGAAGGCCAGCGCUUACCUCGAGAACACCUGGAUGUGGACUGCCGAUCACGAGCUUGAUCUUGCCGGCCAUGCCCAGAUCAACGUUUACACCGGCCGUGGUAUUCUCAUUGAAUCCAAGGGCCCGGUCUGGCUGUGGGGAACUGCAUCCGAGCACCACCAGCUCUACAACUACCAGGUCUCCAACGCCGAGAACGUCUUCAUGGGUCUCAUCCAGACCGAGACUCCCUACUACCAGUCUAACCCUAGCGCUCUCACCCCUUUUACUCCCCAACCUAAGAAAUGGAACGAUCCCGACUUCUCCACCUGCAUCACUGCCUCGUGCCGCAAGUCCUGGGGUCUGCGUGUCCUCAACUCCUCGGACACUUAUAUCUAUGGCGCCGGUCUUUACAGCUUCUUCGAGAACUACGCGCAGACUUGUCUCAACUCCGAGGACUGCCAGGAGAACAUGGUCGAGGUCGAUUGCUCCGAUGUCCACAUCUACGGUCUCACAACCAAGGCGUCCGUCAACAUGGUCACCUCCUCGAGCGGGAAGAGCAUGGUUCCCGAACGCCCGAACAAGAGCACCUAUGGCUCGACCAUUGCCUUGUUCCAACAGUCUGUCUAG
Penicillium longicatenatum is the source of this 2907-nucleotide messenger RNA. RefSeq lists its product as uncharacterized. The transcript is spliced from 2 exons. NCBI's taxonomy places the organism in Eukaryota, Fungi, Ascomycota, Eurotiomycetes, Eurotiales, Aspergillaceae. The record is from RefSeq and is a predicted model, not a curated record. Bases 1 to 2907 code for a protein of 968 amino acids.